AUGACGAAGUUUAUUGGUUGCAUAGACUUGCAUAAUGGAGAAGUUAAACAAAUUGUAGGUGGUACGCUAACAAGCAAAGAGGAGGACGUUCCAAAGACUAACUUCGUAUCACAACAUCCGUCUUCAUAUUACGCUAAACUUUAUAGAGACCGAGGAGUUCAAGGGUGUCAUGUUAUUAAGUUGGGACCCAACAAUGACGAUGCUGCACGCGAGGCACUUCAAGAGUCACCGCAAUUCCUACAAGUGGGUGGAGGAAUUAAUGAUACCAACUGUUUGGAAUGGUUACAAUGGGCCAGUAAAGUAAUCGUCACCAGUUGGCUAUUUACAAAAGAGGGCCAUUUUCAAUUGGAACGAUUGGAACGAUUGACAGAACUAUGCGGGAAAGACCGCAUUGUAGUAGAUUUAAGUUGUAGAAAAACCCAGGACGGUCGUUGGAUUGUGGCAAUGAACAAAUGGCAAACUCUAACAGAUCUUGAGCUUAAUGCGGAAACAUUCAAAGAAUUAAGGAGAUAUACGAAUGAGUUUCUAAUUCACGCUGCAGACGUUGAAGGUUUGUGUGGUGGCAUCGAUGAACAGUUGGUUUCUAGGCUUUUCGAAUGGACCAAAAAUUAUGAUGGUUUGAAAAUCGUUUAUGCAGGUGGAGCCAAAAAUAUUGAUGAUUUAAAAUUAGUAGAUGAACUAAGCCACGGAAAAGUAGAUUUGACAUUUGGUAGCUCGUUAGAUAUAUUUGGUGGUAAACUGGUUAAAUUUGAGGAUUGCUGUAAAUGGAAUGAAGAGCAAAGUUAG
Molecule: messenger RNA, 786 nt
Organism: Saccharomyces paradoxus
Lineage: Eukaryota; Fungi; Ascomycota; Saccharomycetes; Saccharomycetales; Saccharomycetaceae
Gene: HIS6
Product: 1-(5-phosphoribosyl)-5- ((5-phosphoribosylamino)methylideneamino)imidazole-4-carboxamide isomerase HIS6
Exons: 1
Coding region: 1-786 (261 amino acids)
Biological process (GO): L-histidine biosynthetic process; L-tryptophan biosynthetic process
Cellular component (GO): cytoplasm
Molecular function (GO): 1-(5-phosphoribosyl)-5-[(5-phosphoribosylamino)methylideneamino]imidazole-4-carboxamide isomerase activity
Source: RefSeq, a predicted model, not a curated record